AUGCCCCGCAAACGCGUGAAUCCUCAAGAGCCACCACGAAAACGCAACAGAACUGGUUGCAACAAAUGUCGCGCUCGCAAAGUUCGUUGUGACGAGCAGAAACCCGUCUGCGGCCAAUGUCGUGCCAAAGGUUUUGAUUGCGAGACUAGCAUCAAGCUCAAGUGGGAGCAAGACUAUGCCAGUGCUGGACGAGCAUUUGGUAGAGCUGGCUUGUGGAGCAAGAAGGCUGCCGAGAAAGCAGAUGCUUCUUCACCUUGUAUCCAUGUCACAGAGGAUGAAGUAUCAUGGAUUCAAAUUCCUCUGAUUACUUCGUACAGCUUCGUCAAUGCUACGGUAGGAAACGUCGAACAGCUUACCACUUUGGAAAAUCUUGCAUUGGAAGCUACGCCAGUCUUGGAUGUCGUUCGAACCCAGGAUAGGGACGACACCUUGAGUACUGCUUCAUUGUCACCAUGGCUCUCUGCAAGACAGCCUGCCUUUCUACCUCGUCAGCACUCUAUACCUUCUGCCUUGCCGAUGCUGCCUGAUCUCCCUAGCCCGAUGCACUCAAAUUUACUUUCUUAUUACCUGGAAAGAAUAUGCCCAAUCACCGUUCCGAGUUCUGUCAACAAAUCACCAUUUGCCAAUCUCAUUCUUCCAUUUUCCAUCACGUCUUCUCCUGCUGUCUUGGACGCUCUGCUUGCUCUCGCGGCCUGCCAUAGAUCAAAGAAGGACAUCGCUUUUCGUUCAACCUCACUGAGACUGGGAGACAAUGUUCUUCGCACGUUGCGUGGAAGACUUGGUACUGAAGACCCCUUGAAAGUUGCCAUGGAUCCUGAAACACUGGUCAUCAUGAUGAUCCUAUGUCAGUACGAGAUCAUUAACGAGUGCGACAAACGCUGGGUCGUCCACUUGAAAGGAGCUCGAGAUUUGAUCCGAGUCAGAAGAAAUGCUCAACUCUAUCUAAAAGCCGGACAAUCGUCCAAUGAGCUUGUCGAAUUCUCUGAGAAGUAUUUCGCUUUUCAGGAUGUCAUUGGACGAACGGCAUGUGGCGAGGAGCCAAUUUUCGGCAGUGACUUUUGGACAUCACACGGCGAAGAAACUGAUGCCUGGCUUGGCUGCUCUGCUGGCCUUGUUUCCAUCUUGUGCCAGAUCACUGAGUUGAGUCGCCAACAUCGAUCAAAGCCAGGCAUAUGUCUUCUACCUGACUUCCAGUACCAGGCAGCAUCGUUAGAGCGCCGACUCUGUAGCCUAAGGCAGAGGGUGUUCGGCGAAGAAGAUGAUCUACUACAGUUAUCUGCUGAACUGAAGAGACUGGCAGCUGAGCUUUAUCUGCAUUGUGCUCUCAAUGGUGCAACUCCAGCGAUGCCUCUUGUUGUUGGACAUGUACAACAAAUCCUCCGUCUUGUCUCAGUCCUCCUCGAGCAUGGUGUACUUGCUGGUUUGAGCUGGCCUCUUUUUGUCGCCGCUGUCGAGCUCGAUCCUAUGGAAGACCUCGAGUGGGCUGAAAGGCAAGAUCUACCUGACGAGGUGCCAAACUACGCUAGACCUUUUGUUCUGUAUGCUUUGGAUCGCUUAGGCGGAUCUAAUGCCAUUGCCAACAUAGCCAAGACGAGAUCUGUCAUCGAAAGAGUAUGGCUAAUCAGGAGCCAUGAUGAGAUCUCUGACGUGCAAGCGGAAGGACUUGAAAAGGGUCAGAAUGACUGGGAACGCUACAUUGCUCCGCUGUGUGGUGGCUUGAGCCUUGCUUGA
Aureobasidium melanogenum CBS 110374 is the source of this 1731-nucleotide messenger RNA. RefSeq names its product C6 transcription factor. The record is from RefSeq and is a predicted model, not a curated record. NCBI's taxonomy places the organism in Eukaryota, Fungi, Ascomycota, Dothideomycetes, Dothideales, Saccotheciaceae. Gene Ontology annotation, cellular component: nucleus. Gene Ontology annotation, molecular function: zinc ion binding; transcription cis-regulatory region binding; DNA-binding transcription factor activity, RNA polymerase II-specific. Gene Ontology annotation, biological process: positive regulation of transcription by RNA polymerase II. The transcript has a single exon. Bases 1 to 1731 code for a protein of 576 amino acids.